Ustilaginoidea virens is the source of this 1089-nucleotide messenger RNA. RefSeq lists its product as uncharacterized. Gene Ontology annotation, biological process: SRP-dependent cotranslational protein targeting to membrane, signal sequence recognition; SRP-dependent cotranslational protein targeting to membrane. Gene Ontology annotation, cellular component: signal recognition particle, endoplasmic reticulum targeting. The record is from RefSeq and is a predicted model, not a curated record. The transcript has a single exon. Lineage: Eukaryota; Fungi; Ascomycota; Sordariomycetes; Hypocreales; Clavicipitaceae. Gene Ontology annotation, molecular function: 7S RNA binding. Bases 1 to 1089 code for a protein of 362 amino acids.
AUGCAGACGCGCUGCCAAGACCAAGUGCGCCGUAGAUUCCGCCACAGAUUCCGCCACAGAUUCCGCCGCAACUUCCGCCGCGCCCCGUACAGCACAAGCCACGCCGUAGGAUUCCAGCCGCCAUCCGCCAUCCGCCAUCCACACCGCCCGAAACCUCGUCCGCCGCCAAGCCUCCAUCCAACUUCAUCCCACCUCAUCCCACCUCAUCCCACCUCAUCCCACCCCUCCCUCCCAGCACCUCAGCUCAGCAUCACCAUGGCCCACCCCCGCGUCGAAGAGGUCUCCGACAGCGACCCGGACGUCCCGGACAUCGCGUCCCUCCAAGACGACACCGACUUUGCCGACUCGGACAUUAUGCGCCGCGUCUCCGCCGCCCAGCCGCCGCAGCAGCAGCUGCAACCGCCUCGUCUUCCCCGUCCCUCGCCUCCUCCUCCUCCUCCUCCUCCUCCGCAGCAUCCGCAGCAGCCGCAGCAGCUGCCGCCCCACGACGCCGACCAGUACCGCUCCGCGCAGUGCCUCUACCCCGUCUACUUCGACGCGACGCGGUCCCGCGCCCAGGGCCGCCGCGUCGCCGCCGCCCUCGCCGUGGCCAACCCCCUCGCGCACGACAUCGCCUCCGCCUGCGCCCGCCUCCGCCUGCCCACCUUCUUCGAGCCGCAGAAGACGCACCCCAAGGACUGGGCCAACCCGGGCCGCGUGCGCGUCGCCCUCAAGCCCGACGCCGCCGUCUCCAAGCACCGCCUGUACGCCCUCGUCGCCAAGCAGCUGCAGAAGAGCCCGACCACGGAGAGCAGCCCCGGCCUGCGGGUCCGCAUGAAGGGCCUGGCCGAGCCGCCCGAGGGGGCGGCCUACCCGCGGCCGGCGGUCCCGCGCGGCUGGAAGAUGGGCGAGUGGCUGCCGUACCUGAGCCCGGCGCUGACGGGCGGCGGCGUGUCCGAGACCCUGCUGCGGGACAUGAUGAAGGAGAUGCAGAUGGGGGGGGAUCCCAUGGCCGCCCUGAUGGCCGGGGGGGGGGCGGCGUCGGCCGAAGAUGGCGGCGGCGCCGCGACGAGGAGGAAGAAGGACAAGAAGGGCAAGGGGAGGGCUUGA